Messenger RNA from Diaporthe batatas, 3849 nucleotides. RefSeq lists its product as uncharacterized. The record is from RefSeq and is a predicted model, not a curated record. NCBI's taxonomy places the organism in Eukaryota, Fungi, Ascomycota, Sordariomycetes, Diaporthales, Diaporthaceae. The transcript has 5 exons. The coding region runs from base 2256 to 3539 and encodes 427 amino acids.
CUGAAUUUCACCCCGACCACGCGGCCAAGAGGUUAGCGAGCGAAGAGAAUUCCAGUUGUCGACACCAGCAAGCAGUGGAAAAGGCCCGGGUUCUGGGACUAAUACCUACCGUUGCUCGUAUAAUCUGCGCGACACCGCAAUGCGCGCGCUUCCUCACCCUACCACGUUUGCUAGCUGCCUCAUCAGGCUCGACGGCGCCUGGGACUAAAUCAGUCCUCACUGUGCCCGUGUGCAGGAUCACCACCACGACACCCUCAGCCUUCAGCUCCACCGCCAGGUUUUCACAGAUCAUGUCCGGUGCCGUCUUUGACGAGCGUGAGGCGUAGUCACCACCAGAGCUGUUGUCCGCGACGCUUCCCACUCGGCUGCUGAGGAUGUUGGGCAGGAAGGGCCUCGUGAGGAGGAGGAGCCGAAGGUGUUGGUGGAGAAGGUGCGCGUGAGAGAGUCGUCGCUCAAGGCGUCGAGCGAGUCGUGGCCAUCUGCCACAAUUGUGAUUUGGUCAAGUGGCCUGAAGACUCACUGCAUCGAUCAGGCCUUUGGCAAAUUCUUGGCUAAUGCCACUGUUGACACCAGUGAUUACCGCUGAUGGCAUGUCGUCAAAUGAUAGUCCUGUGAGCUUUUCGAGCGAGACCCUCCCCCGGCGUGGGGGCACUGGCCGACGUUAAACAUGCGGCGAGGGGACUGCUGGAAAUAUACGAUCUUGCGGGGUAUUGGCAUGAUCUGUGACGCUUCGGCGUUGUUACUCGUCGUCUUCCGGAUGCCCGCCCCGAGGCAAAUACAACCAGACCUGUAUCCCGCAGAAUCUUGAUCUCGGAAGCGCUCCCUAAACCAUGCGCUCUAAGCCGAAGCUGCCGAAGCUGGAGAUUCUGUUGUUGGAGCAGUUGUGCUUUUUAUCGCCAAGCCUUUCAUGAGCCUCGGGCAUCCAUGGAGCCCCAUGAGUUGGGGCUGUCGUGCGUGUGAUCAUUUCAUUAACAAGUAUCACUUACCCCAAAGGCGUCUGGCCAGGCCAGGUGUCUCUCAACGCAGACUGACAAGCGUCAUUCAUCAAGAAAUCUGGGCUCAAGAGGAGAAGGCUGGGGAGGGUACGGGCAGACAGGCCAGAAUCGCCGUGGCCAUCGGCUGGGAGACUGCCAAUAACACAGGGUGGUCGGGCUCGUAUGCUUUGUUCUCAAGCGUAUCGGCGAGGUUGAACUUAACCCAAAGUUUUGGGUAUCAUUUGUAUUCGACCUAUUAUUUCCAAGGGCAGAAGGCGUUUCACACUGGCAAUCGUCUCAACUGCGAGCAGGCGGAGGGCAAGACAACCCGAGACAAAGUUGUCAAAGUUGAAGGCCCCGCAAGCCCUGCCCUGGAUUGAGAAGUAUGCGGGUUUGAGCUGCCAAAGCUGCCACAUAAAUGUCUGACAUUGUUGCUAACACUGCCGUCAUUCUAUUGUCCCGUUUGGGCGCAGCGGUCUAGAGCGCAGUGCGGCUGUUUAAGCCAACCUUGGAACCUUUUGCGUGCUUAUUCCCAGCUGCCGCUCUGCCUUGCCGCCGAUAAUUCGUCAGCACCCGAGCCGCCCUCUAUCGCGUCGCGUGCCACAAAGCUGUAAAAUCUAGCUGGAUCUCUCAUGAUGGCAUCUUUUAUCGGAGCAGACGUGCUUCCAGCUGGACGCCACGUGAACCCGAAUCAGCCCAACACGCAGUCUAUCGGCACGCUAUAUGCCACCAUCGUCGCUUGAGGCUGGCUCAUAGGAGCUGACACCCAGAAGUUGCGUUUCCCAUUUCUUUUUAGACCUGUCCAUGCUAGACCUAGCAAGCUGCCAUGCCCUCCCAAGUGUUCUGUCGGCGUGGUUGUUCGCCCUGGCGAAACCCGAAGGGGCCCAAAGACUUGCCCUGGCAUCCUUCCGGUCAAAUUUGGGAAGCUAUGUGAGACAAGGCUUCGGAGAGCCAGAAGCGGCUGAGUGCUUCUGGUCUCGCUUUCCGCCCAGAGACGACCUGGAGCCUCAGCCUCGAAGGCCCGUGUCUGUGAGCAAGCCGGCGUAUCCCACUGCGCUUCAUCACCCGGAAGCACUUUCCAGCCGAAGCAAGCCUAUUGAGGUUGGCAGCAGAGCCUCAAUUGACCCUCUGGGUCUCUGGGUACUUGACGCGUAUCGAGCCCCGCAAAAUGUCUCUUCAGCUGUUCCAAUCCUCUCCUACCGGAUCUGCUGUUCGCCCUUUGUGUGGGCCGAAAUUUGCGUUUACUUGGUCUCCCCUCUGAUCUUGUAGCACUUUUUACUCAUGGAGCAUCUCCUCGGUCUAGUGUUUGCUUGCUGCUCCAUUACUGUAGCCCAAGCAGCCAUCUUCAGAUGGGACUCCAACGAUGCUCGAAGAUGGAGCCCGGCAAAAGAGACAUUGGGUGUGAUGCCACUCCUCGGCAUGAGUCCGAUGCCAACCAGCCCUCCGGAGAUUGGGGAAGCCAAGGAGCACAAAAGGGCGGGCCAAGAUAAUACGUGCGCGUAUGUCGACGGUGAUCCAGACAUUCCCCUGUACUGCAAUGUGGGCUCCGCGUGUGUCUAUAAUUCAGUGAGAUCGAACAUCGGCUGCUGCCCUGAUACGUCGACCACUUGUUCCAUUUGGACGACAUGCCUCGACUCCUCUGACAAGAGCCUGUUCACAACAGACAACGGCUAUACUUUGUGGUGUGGGUCAUCCGACUACCCAUACUGUAGGACACACCUCUAUGAGGAUGAUGUUUUCACUGGAUACACUCUGCUAGGAUGUGGAGUGGCCGCAGGAACAGACAGCGUAGUCUAUAGCCCAACCUUGUCCGGGCCAUCAUCAGCACCAUCAACAUCAUCAACUUCAACUUCGGUCAGCAGUACAAGUGCCUCCAGCACCUCAAGGCUGUCCACUACUGGUUCCACCACAACGAGCAACAACCCAACCACGCCUCCGGCGCCCAACUCAACAAAUUCACCGGCUUCAAUCGGCGCCAUUGUUGGAGGAGCUGUCGGCGGGGUUGCUGUGAUUGCGCUGUUUGCCCUCGUCUUGGUGCUCCUGCUCCGUAGGAGAAGGCAUCACCACCAUCAUCAAGGACCAGCCAACGAUCCGUACGGUCCAAUCAUGUCCCCGGGGGGCAACCCAUCGCAACAACCCCCCUCGCAGCCAGAAAUGCAACAGCCGUUUCAGCCGCCCCAUCUCCAGCCGGUGCCUUCCUCGGCCGGGUACGCCGCGACAGCGCCCGGGGCGGACAACCGAAGCUCCAUCGCAAAGCCCAGCCCGGUCAGCACUGCUCAGCAUAUCUAUACCUCAACUGCAGCAGGAAGCCCUCCACCUCCGAGUCAGAGCCCUGGGAUCAUACCGCCGGCCUACCAGGCGACGAACACCAAUGUCGGCCCUGCACCCACAACACUGAGUGUCUCGCCAACCGUACUUGAUGGCCCCCAACAACAGAUACCUGAGAGUCAUGCCAAUCCUGGCCAUCACGUCCCAGUGCAGCCUGCAUACUACCAGCACGAAGGGGGCCAUUACUUCGAGAUGCCCACUGUAAAGAGCGACCGGGAGCUGAGGGAAUUGGCCUAGAUGAAGACUCUUGUAUAUGUGAGAUAUGCAUCACUGCCGGGUGUAUAGGCCUGCCGUCUAGUAUAAGCAAAAUGCCUGGCGAUACCGAUAAAUCCGGGGCUGCCAAGUGGGUUCGAGAGCCCUGGAGGGCUUGGAAAGUUGACGGGGAGGAACAUCUGAUUCUCAUUCAAUCUGCCCACCCUGUAUUGUUAGCAAAGGACCAUGUUUCUGAUUUUUCCGACUUCAGAGGUUCAUCCCCUGACUGCGAAACAGAUUUAAUGAAAUUCAUUUUACAGUCAUGAAUGUCAACAUCAACGGCGACGGCCCCCGC